This is a messenger RNA of Nymphaea colorata (pocket water lily), 3039 nucleotides long. RefSeq names its product pentatricopeptide repeat-containing protein At1g32415, mitochondrial. The record is from RefSeq and is a predicted model, not a curated record. The coding region runs from base 651 to 2792 and encodes 713 amino acids. Gene Ontology annotation, biological process: RNA modification. The transcript is spliced from 2 exons. Gene Ontology annotation, molecular function: RNA binding; protein binding. NCBI's taxonomy places the organism in Eukaryota, Viridiplantae, Streptophyta, Magnoliopsida, Nymphaeales, Nymphaeaceae.
UUUUUUUGUGCUAUGUCUCAUAUGAUUAUAUUGCUUGAUAUUAAUUGUUGUACAACAGAUCAAUGACCAAAAUGAAUUAAAAAAAGUUGUUAUUUGACAACUCCAACAUAUUUUUUCCAGAUUCUCACUGGAUACACAUCCAACAAAUUAUAAUCCAGGUUAAACAAACACUUCCUGUUUCUAAAACAGGGAUGCAAAUCCUCAUUAUCCUGAUUCCAGGAUUAUAGUUCUGGGAUUCUAAAUGCUACCAUAGUUAAAACGAUAAAUGAAGAAAAUAUAGUCUCGUUUGAUCCCAAGACUCAUUGCAGCAGCUUCAAUUGCAAUAAUACUUUGCUUGUUGCAAUCAUUUCUAGGAAAAAGAAAGUCUCGUUUGAUCCACAGCAAAGCUAUGAAAUGAUUAAUAUAUUGUUAUAUGAUGACGCACAUCUCUUUCGUUUUAUGCAUAGACUCACCAUUUCUGUGGCCUUUUAGAAAAAUUGAACUACAGAUUGCGAUACAAUACAUUGAAAAGCAGUAAAUUGGGAGUUUGUCUCCGAAGCAGUCCUCACUGGACUCGCCAUUCCCCAAAUUCUGCUCUCUACAUGCUGAGCCACAUCGCUCACUGAAGCAAUGGUGGAGCCCCCCAGAGGCAUGUCCGAACCAGCUGCUCCAUGCUGUCUUCUUCAUUCCCCAGACUCCUCUGCGCAUUCCCCGGUUACCAACUUCGCCGUUUAUCCGGGGUUAUCUCUCUACGACCCCGCCGACCAUCCCGGCGGGGCUUUAACCGACUUUACGGUCUUCGCCACAAUGACAUCGUCUUCUGGACCAGCAAAAUCUCACGGCUCUGUCGAGAAGGGCGCAUUGACGAAGCGAGGGGUUUGUUUGAUGCCAUCCAUGAACGAAAUGUGGUUACUUGGAACGCUAUGCUUUCUGGGUAUUUGCGGUUCGGGAGAAUUUCCGACGCCCGGAAAAUGUUUGAUGAAAUGCCCGAACGAAAUGUUGUGACGUGGACUGCCAUGCUUUCUGGACUUGCAUGCUUUGGAUCGAUCGAAUCUGCUAAAUCCAUUUUUGAGAUGAUGCCUCGUCGAAAUUUAGUUUCGUGGAAUGCCAUGAUCUCGGGGUUGGUUCGGAAUGGCGACUUGGAGGGUGCACAAAGGCUGUUCGAAGAGAUGCCUGAAAGAAAUGUUGUGACUUGGAAUGCAAUGAUUGUGGGUUAUGCAGAGAAUUCACAAAUGAGAGAAGCGAGGAAAUUGUUUGAGUCGAUGCCAGAGUCUGAUACUGCUAGCUGGACGAGUAUGAUUAUGGGAUACUUUCGAAUUGGUGAAGUUGAUGAAGCCUUCCGAUUGUUUUAUCAGAUGCCAGCAAGAACUGUUGUCUCCUGGACAGCUAUGAUCAGUGGCUGCGUUGCUAAUGGUCUUUAUGGUGAUGCACUGCAGCUGUUCCUUUCCAUGUUAAAAGAAGAAAUCAAUCCAAAUGAAGCUACCUACGUCUGUCUCUUUUAUGCAUGUUCCAGUCUGAACUAUCCUUCCCUUGGAAUGCAGGUUCAUGCACAGGUCAUAACAAGAGGGUUAGAUCCUAAUGAUGAUAGAGUAUCAAAAAGCUUGAUACACAUGUACUCUCGAUUCAGGCUCAUGGACAGUGCCCUGAGUAUUUUCUCUACUAGUUCCAAACAUUGCUGCAUUUCAUGGAAUGUGUUGCUAAAUGGCUAUGUGCAGUGUGGUUUGGUUGAAAAAGCUUUUGAUCUAUUCAGUUUGAUGCCUGACCCAGAUAGCGUCUCAUGGACUACAGUGAUAUCUGGAUUUUUCACUAUUGGUAAGGUAGCAGAGGCAUGUGCAUUGUUUUAUAAGAUGCCAAAGAGAGAUGCAGUGUCUUGGACAGCCAUGAUAUCUGGGCAUGUUCAGAAUGAACUCUUCCCUCAAGCAAUUAACUUAUUUUCACAAAUGCAGGUGGAAGGGAUCAGACCAUUAGGUCACACGUAUGCAUGCCUUCUUGGUGCUGCUGGUUCAAUGGCUGAACUGGACCAGGGAAAGCAAUUUCAUGCGCGGUUGCUGCAGACACAGUCGACAGUUGAUGCGCAUCUUAACAAUGCACUAGUUGCAAUGUAUGCAAAAUGUGGUGCUAUAGAGGAUUCUUACUCUGUGUUCCGUCGGAUGUUGUUAAGGGAUAUAAUCUCCUGGAAUUCAAUGAUCAUGGCAUUUUCGCAUAAUAUGGUUGUCGACAUGGCGAUUCAUCUUUUUGAGGCUAUGAAAAAUGAAGGCCAGAAGCCUAACUCUGUUACUUUUCUUGGGAUUCUCUCUGCCUGUAGUCAUGCUGGGUUGCUUGAUGAAGGCAGGCGGUUUUUCAAGUCCAUGGUUGAAGACUACCUAAUUCAACCAGAAGUGGAACACUACAUAUGCAUGAUCGACCUUCUUGGUCGUGCCGGCAAAGUUAUUGAAGCUGCAGAGAUUGUUCAGAGGAUGCCUUUUGUAUCUGGUCUUGCUGUCUGGGGAGCAUUGCUUGGUUCCUGCAGUCUUCAUGAGAAUAUGGACAUUGCGAUACAGGCAGCAAAACAUGUUCUUGAGCUUGAUCCGCUAAAUGCACCUGCGCAUGUCUUGCUCUGCAACAUGUACUCAUGUUCUGAUCAGCCAGAGGAAGCAGCAAAACUUAGAAACUCAAUGAGGCAUAAGGGAGUGAGGAAAAAUCCCGGAUGUAGUUGGAUCACGGUGAAAGGAAAGGUGCAUGUUUUCCGGUCAGGGGAAAGGUGCCAUCCUUGUACCGACCAGGCUUAUGCAAUCCUUGAAAGCUUCUUAAAUCUGUGCAGCCUCUUCCAUUAAUGUUUAUCAGAUUCUCCGGCUAAAAUUCUUGUUAAAUAGCGAGAUAUGCUGCUUUUCACGUGAAGCCAUAAUCGCAAGUGUCUGCAAUAUAUGUCACUGAAAAGAAUUGGUAAUUGGGGAUGUAUUCAAAACAUUAUGAUUCAUGACAUGUCGAAAAAGAAAUAAAGUUCUGAUAAAUUUGCUAAAAAGAGUUGCUUGGUGCUGAAUCUUCCGUCUGUAAUCUCAGAGAAGAGCCUCAUGUUUCUGA